AUGGAAGGUUUCUACUUAAACUGUGGAUCAUCCUAUACAACGAAACUCAACGAGAUAAACUACACAUCAGACAGAGGAUUCAUUAACGUAGGAAACACAACAACAAUAAAACAAAAACACCUUCUUCCAAUCCUCUCAACAUUACGUUACUUCCCAGACAAGUCAUCUCGAAAACACUGUUAUAACUUCCCUGUCUCCAAGAACUCAAAGUACCUUAUCCGAACCACUUACUACUACGGCAACUUCGACGGUAAAAACAACCCACCAGUGUUCGACCAGAUCGUUGGAGGCACAAAAUGGAGCGUUGUGAAUACGUCAGAGGAUUACUCCAAGGGUCAGAGUUCUUAUUACGAGAUCAUUGUUGGUGUUCCUGGGAGGACACUUAGUGUUUGUCUAGCCAAGAAUGCGAAGACUCUUUCUUCACCUUUUAUAUCGGCUUUAGAUGUGCAAUCUCUUGAUGAUACAAUGUACAAUUCCACGAAUCUCGGGUUGUACAAGCUCAGCCUCAUUGCUAGAAACAGCUUCGGAGCAGAUGGAGAAAUGAUUAGCUAUCCAGAUGACCAAUACAACCGUCUAUGGCAACCCUUUUCAGACCAGAAGAAACAGACAGUGAUCUCUCAAAGCAGCAUUAACCCAUUGGACUUCUGGAACAUUCCACCGGCUAAAGCUUUCAUGGAAGGUUUCACAGUGAGAAAAGGGAAGGCUCUAGAGCUUCAAUGGCCGCCGUUCCCUCUUCCUGCCACAAAGUACUAUAUAGCUCUGUAUUUUCAGGAUGAUAGAAGUCCAAGCCCAUUGAGCUGGAGAGCUUUUGGUGCAUCAAUCAAUGGAGCUACGUUUUCAAGAAAACUCAAUGUGAGCACCAAUGGGGUUAUGGUUUACUCUGGUCAGUGGCCAUUGUCAGGUCAGACUACGAUCACGCUGACUCAAGCUAAAGGUUCACCGAUGGGACCAGUGAUCAAUGCUGGAGAAGUGUUUCAGGUUAUUCCUCUCGGUGGAGUUACUAAUAUUAGUGAUGUCACUGCGCUGGAAGAUUUGUUAGAGAGCAUCAAUGAGCCUCCUGCAGAUUGGUCUGGUGAUCCAUGUCUACCUCUUGCUAACUCGUGGACUGGUGUAAGUUGUUCCAGAGAAAAAUUCGCCAAAGUGAUUUCUCUAAAUCUGACAAAUCGUGGACUAGUGGGCUCUCUACCACCAAGCAUUAGCAACAUGACUGCACUUAAAGAUCUAUGGUUAGGGAAGAACAAUCUCACAGGACUGAUCCCAGAUUUGAGUCCAAUGACGAGAUUAGAAACUAUACAUUUAGAGGACAACCAGUUCAAUGGAACGAUUCCUGAGUCACUUGCACUGCUGCCUAAUCUCCGCUUACUGUCCAUCAAGAACAACAAACUUCAAGGGCGUCUCCUGAGAAUAUGCCAAGCACAAACAACACCGGGCCAAGUUAGGGUGUUAACACUGAUCAGAGUUCAAGUGCUCACAGUGAUAGAUCAGGGAACCUGUAAACUACAUGCUCAUUUAUCUCGGCCUCUAAAAUUGAAGUACACAGAUCUCAUGGAAGAAGGGUUAAAUCAAGGAAAAGCAUUUGGGCGGCAAUGA
This is a messenger RNA of Eruca vesicaria subsp. sativa (arugula), 1590 nucleotides long. The record is from the annotation of a GenBank genome assembly. Lineage: Eukaryota; Viridiplantae; Streptophyta; Magnoliopsida; Brassicales; Brassicaceae.